AUGAAAGCACAGUACGGAGAGCAGAACAAACUCCUAACAGGAGGAGACUCACUCAUGGCCUAUGAGACAGAGGAUCAUGAGAUUCAAUACUGCUUUCCUGCCAUCAACUCAUCAUGUAUCAAGGGAAAACGCUCCAGUCAUGAAUACAAUAUCAUUUAUGUGUUUGUAUCAGUGCUGUCAGCAUGGACUGUGUUUCUGAACCUGCUGGUGAUCAUCUCCAUCUCUCACUUCAAGAAGCUUCACACUCCAACCAACCUGAUCAUUCUCUCUCUGGCUGUGGCUGAUAUGCUUGUUGGACUAAUUGUGAUGCCCAUAGAGGCUACUAGGCUCAUUGAAACAUGUUGGUACUUUGGAGACACUUACUGUGGAUUGUUUGUAAUUACCGUUAGGCUGCUCCUUUGUACAUCUCUUAGUACUUUAGUUUUAAUUGCUAUUGAUCGUUAUGUGGCUGUGUGUCACCCUUUACAGUAUCCCCAGAAAAUUACCACAACUAAAACUGUAAUAAGCAUCUGUGUCUCCUGGUGUUGUUGUUCACUUUACAAUAUAGCCUUUGUAAUUAGUAAUGGAUAUUUUAAUACCUCACACAGACCAGAUGUUUGUUACGGCCAGUGUAUUGUUUUGAUUACUCCUGUUUGGAGAUUCACAGAUUUGACCUUUUCCUUCCUAUUGCCAUGUAUUGUGAUCAUCUCUGUAUAUUUGAAGAUUUUUUAUGUCGCACAACAGCAAGUAAAAGUUUUGAACUCUCUUAAAGGUGGUAAAUGUGUAAUGGAAGUUUCAGUGAGGAGAAAAUCUGAGAGCAAAGCUGCUCUGACUUUAGGAAUCAUUGUGGCCGUUUAUUUGCUCUGUGGGAUUCCGUUCUAUAUAUGUUCUUUAACAGAAUCCACAGCAAUCUCUUCCACUACAAUGACAUUGCUAACCUGGACCUUGUAUGUUAACUCGGGUUUGAAUCCCCUUAUCUAUGCUUUCUUUUAUCGCUGGUUUAAAAUGUCAGUAAAGCACAUUCUUACUCUUAAAAUAUUUCAGCCAGCAUCUUCUUUGACUGACAUUUUUACAGACUGUCAUUCAUAA
Sinocyclocheilus rhinocerous is the source of this 1068-nucleotide messenger RNA. RefSeq names its product trace amine-associated receptor 13c-like. Lineage: Eukaryota; Metazoa; Chordata; Actinopteri; Cypriniformes; Cyprinidae. Gene Ontology annotation, cellular component: membrane. The coding region runs from base 1 to 1068 and encodes 355 amino acids. Gene Ontology annotation, biological process: G protein-coupled receptor signaling pathway. The transcript has a single exon. Gene Ontology annotation, molecular function: trace-amine receptor activity. The record is from RefSeq and is a predicted model, not a curated record.